Molecule: messenger RNA, 1900 nt
Organism: Moneuplotes crassus
Lineage: Eukaryota; Ciliophora; Spirotrichea; Euplotida; Euplotidae
Source: the annotation of a GenBank genome assembly
AUGGCUGAACAAACUGAAGUAUCUCAGAUUACUAAUAAGCUUGGGAAAGUCGACCUUACUGGCAACUCUCAGCUUUUCAUUGGAAAUUUGAAACCAGGAACUACCCAGCAGGAUGUAUACAACUUCUUUAGCAGUCACGAUUUAUCUGUCAUAUUUGCCAAUGUAAAUAUCUCUUCCAAAGAUGUUUCCAACGUGUUUGGUAAUAUCAAGUUUGGAACUGAGAUUGAUGCCAAAAAAGCAUUUGACACUCUCAAUGGGGUCGAGUUGAAGGGACAAAAAAUCAACUUGAGCUGGUGGAACCCAGGCACUAGCCAGAAUCAGAAAGAAGAAGCAAAUGUUUAUGUAAAAGAUCUUGAUCAAUCUAUCACACAACAGGAGCUCGUCGAGAAGUUUAAUGAAUUUGGGGAAAUUCUCUCAGUAAAACUUGAAACAUUCCCAGAUGGAACUUCAAAAUGUUUCGGAUAUGUUCAAUACAGAACUUCUGAAGAAGCUAAAAAUGCAAUUGAAAACAUGGAUCAGAUUGAUUGGAAGGGCAAGACCAUCACUGUGUGCAUCUUUAAAAGAAAAGAGAAUAGAGAGGAGAAGAAGGUAGCUAAGAAUAAUCUUUAUGUAAGAAACUUCCCAAAAGAUUACACUGAAGAGGACUUGACUAAACUCUUCUCUGAGCAUGGAGAAAUUACUUCAAUUGCUAUCAAGCCUUACCAAGACAGGAAGCAAGCAUUUAUCUGUUUUAGUACUGGAGAACAAGCUCAAGCAGCUCUAUCAGCUCUUCAUGGAAAACAACUUGAUGGAUGUGACGAGCCAUUGUAUGUCAACGAAUUCAUGUCCAAGAGCGAAAGAGUUGAGAUGAACAAGAAAGUAUACAAGAAGAUUAAGGAGCAACAUUUGUAUAAAUCUUUAUCGCAAAAUUUGUGUGUUUACGGAAUUCCAACUGAUAAAACCGAGAAAGACAUCAAAGAGGAGUUUGAAAGAUUUGGACCAGUCACCUCUAUCAAAAUGCAAAUGGGAAAAUCUCCCGAAGAUCCAACCAAGCAAAUAUUCCUUGGCGGAGCUUUUGUAUUCUUUGAAAAUCCAGAUCAUGCUAAGGAUGCUGUCUACAGAGGAAAUAUCGAGCAAAUGUUUGGAACAAAUAUCACUGUAGAUUACUAUAAGCCAAAGGAAGUUAGCGAAAAAGAAAAGAAAGAAGAAGUUGGAGUACAGAUGAGAAAAAUGAUCCAUACCUUUAUGAUGAGCGCAAUGUCACAAGCCAGAGGAGGCUACGGAGGUAGAGGAAGAAGCUACAGAGGAGGAAGAGGACCAUCUAACAGAGGCUCAUACUCUGGAUAUAGUGCGCAUAAUCCAGGAUAUAAAGCUCAUUCAGGAUACCCUUCAGCCCCUCCAACUCAAAGCGUAGGAGGUUACAACCCUGCUGCUUAUCCAAACCCACCUCUUCCAGGAAGUGGAAUGCCAGGCGCAAAUGUUCCCCCAGUUCUCCCAACUACUACAACCCCUCCAAUUGCUACUGCUACUGGAUCGAUCGGAGGAAUGCUCCCAAGUAACCCUCCAGUCGCCUCCCAGCCACCAAUCGCUACUCAACCCCCUACUGACUCCAAAUCCGCUUCCCUUAUCAAUCCCCCUAUGGCUGGCCAACCACCUAUUGCUACUACUCCAUCAGCCCCUAUUGUUAGCGAAGCUGACAUGGCAGGCAUGGAUGAAGAAGAGAGAAAGCAAUUUAUCGGAGAAAAGAUUUACCCAAUAAUCGAUAGUCUCUACUCCGAAGAAGCCCCAAGAAUCACUGGUAUGAUCAUUGACAUGGACCCAGUUGAAUUACUUCCAUCCCUCAAGUCCAGAAAUGAGCUUGAGAAGUUGGCUAAGCAAGGAUAUGAUCUCCUCCAGGAAAGCCCAGCUGAAUAAAUGCAAG